AUCUCGUGAUGUACAUUAACAUUCAGCAGAUUAAAUUAACCACCAACUACUAGUGGGAAUCAGGAACGCCUCUGCAUCAUGUGAUGAUAAACAUUGGCACAUUUUGUGUCAGAUUCACGGUGACAGAGCGAGCAUAAACACGGUUCAGUUUAGACUAAAAUGAAGUUGUUUAUGACAUGAACUAACGACCCGGUAACGAUGGACAGCGUACAAGAAGAGCCUAAUGUAACGUCAAAUGGAAACCCUAGUCAUAUUCAAGACAAACCCAAGUCUUACAUCAAGGAGAGGAUCAUAUCAAGCGUGGUUCUGAUGUUGUAUAUGUGUGCCAAUGUCUCCUCCGUCCCCGUGUUCACCCAGUACAUCCAUUCCCGCUAUGAGGACGUCUACAGUAACGGCACAAACUCCUCGUCAACAUCGCCAAAUAAACAAUCACCGUGUCUCGCUAAUAACAGCGAGGAAGCUGAUGAGGUGCAGGUGCUUGUUCAGCAGUCCACGUCUUUCGAGAUCUUGAAACUCAGUUUGUGUGUUCAGAUUCCCCCGGUCAUCGUCAACAUGGUCGUGGGGUCUUACUCGGACCACAUCGGCAGGAAGCUGUUGUUUGUUUCGCCGCUGCUAGGAUGUAUUUGUAAAUAUGUAGUUUUCAUACUGGUUGUCAAGUUCCAUCUUCAUCUCAACUUCCUCAUCCUCGGGACUCUUCUAGAGGGCUUUUCCGGUUCAUCGAGCACCUUCGUUCUUGCCAACAUGGCCUAUGCAGCCGACGUGACUAAGACCCACGCCACCAGAACAUUUGCGAUAGUAAUUGCCGAUAGUUCGGUGUCUAUCGCCAUAGCAUUAGGACAGGUUAUGACAGGAUUCCUUAUUGAGAAGCUUGGCUACUUCUACCCAUCAGUCAUUAAUACAGCUUUAAUCCUUCUUGCCACAACCAUCGUCAUAUUUUGCCUUACGGAAACAGUAAAGAAAACGGAGGUAAAGGAACUUUCGCCUGUAGUUCAUUUAAAGAAAGUGUUCGGAUUUUACGUCAACAAAAGCCGAGGCAAUAAGCGUUGCAUAUUUAUUGCCUGUUUGGCGGUUUAUGCUCUGAUGAGCGUUGGGUUUAAUGGUAAAUAUACGAUUGAGACAUUGUAUCAGCUGGGUCGACCCUUCUGUUGGAAUCCUGUAAAGAUAGGUUACUAUGGUGCCUAUUCCACAGUAUUCAUGACCAUUAGCGGACUCGUUGCCAUCAAGCUUGGGUCAGCGUGCGUGAGGGUGGAGAUUCUUGCUGUAACAGGGAUGUUCUUACUGAUGGGGUCUCUCAUUCUGGAAGGCCUGGCCAGCACAGACGCCAUGCUGUAUUCGGUGCCUUUAGUGGCGUCCAUAAGCGCCGUGUCGGUACCUGUGACCCGCUCCGUCUUAUCCCGCAUGGUGGCUGCUCAUGAACAAGGUGCAAUCUUCUCUAGCAUGGCUACCGUCGAUACCCUGUGUGGAGCUAUAGGGAGUACGGCCUUCACCUCUCUGUACAGCGCCACAGUAGAGACCAUGAGAGGGAUGGCGUUCCUUGUUAUCGCGGGCGUCGUGUUCAUGGCCGCCAUGGUGAAAAUCGUGGUAAUUGUGAAGUCCCCCAGGCAACCAGGCUAUGUCCUGCUUCAGUCGCCAACAGAAGAUGAGCACGCGCAUAAUCCUGACCGCAUACUUCCGGAAGGAGAAAACAAUACACCAUGCUCAAGCACGGAUAAAGGCCCUGUGAUUAUUUGAUAUUGGUUUCUUUUCACCUUGCCAUGGUAUGUGAUAUAAUCUGAGCUGCUGUAUUGACUGUAUCAUGGCGUAAACAAUGUGACAGCUGUAUCCGUGGAAUUUCCCGUCUAUCGGACAGACUGUGAGUGUGUCUGGGAAGUAUAGUUUUACGCCGCUUUUAGCAAUAUUCCAGCAAUAUCACGGCUUGUACCACCUGCAUAGGCGGAUACAAGGGGGUUGGGGGAUGUGCAAUGGUCCUCCCCUUUUUUAAAAAAAUAUUUUAUU
Messenger RNA from Haliotis rubra (blacklip abalone), 1995 nucleotides. Its product is annotated as solute carrier family 46 member 3-like. Gene Ontology annotation, biological process: transmembrane transport. The transcript is spliced from 4 exons. Bases 199 to 1731 code for a protein of 510 amino acids. Gene Ontology annotation, molecular function: transmembrane transporter activity. Gene Ontology annotation, cellular component: membrane. NCBI's taxonomy places the organism in Eukaryota, Metazoa, Mollusca, Gastropoda, Lepetellida, Haliotidae. The record is from RefSeq and is a predicted model, not a curated record.